This is a messenger RNA of Toxorhynchites rutilus septentrionalis, 826 nucleotides long. RefSeq lists its product as uncharacterized. The transcript has 2 exons. Lineage: Eukaryota; Metazoa; Arthropoda; Insecta; Diptera; Culicidae. The record is from RefSeq and is a predicted model, not a curated record. Bases 97 to 807 code for a protein of 236 amino acids.
GGAAAACGACCGAACCGAAAUGAAACGAAACACAUAGAUGUGAUGUGUGUGCCGCUCGGCUUCUAGUCAGAGUUUUAAAGUUAGCUUACCUGUGCAAUGGUGUGGACGGACGAAGAAACGUUGAGUUUAAUCGACAUGUACCGUGCUCGUCCAGUAUUGUGGGACAGCAGUAAUGAGCACUACAAAAACAAAUACCGGAGACACGAUAAUUUAAUUGAACUCGCAGUGUUAUUUGGUGUAGACAAACCAGAGAUUGAAAGGAAAAUAAAAAAUUUACAAAGUCAUUUCAUGAGGGAACGGAAAAAAGAAGCGGAGGGCAGACAAACUGGAAGUGGCACGGACGAACCAUAUGAAAGCAAAUGGUUUGCUUUCCAACCGAUGAUGUUUCUGGCUUACAAGAAUGAACCGGGAAGAAUAAAGGAUGAUGUCGAGGAUUCGGAGGACCAGGAAGGACAAAAAGAUAGUCGAGUUCAUAUUCGAUCCAGAGGUUCUCGAGUGGGGCCGGCAUCAACACGGUUUAAAACUUCUUCAAAUGUGACCAAAACCAAAAGGUUUCAAUCUUCAAAGUCACUGCGGCCCAAAUCCUCAAGACUUGCACUCAGAGCUACUCCUGGUUCAUCCAGUGGACUCGCCUUUGCAAGAGCGGACAUCAAAGACGAACAUUCUUCGUAUGGCGAACACAUAGCAAUUAGGCUACGCAGACUUCCACCGCGAACGAGGUUUUUGGUUCAGCAAUCCGUCAACCAGAUGCUCUUUGACGCGGAAAGUGGGAUUUACGAACAGGACAGUGUACCAAUAAAAAGCUGAGUUCUGCAAUCCAUUGUAA